AAACUAUUAAAUUAUUUAAUACUGUAAAGAAAUGAGUCAGGUCAUGGAAAGGGUGAGAAAGAAUAGAAGGGAAAAAUUUGAAAGCUCAGAAUCGAAAUGGAGUAAUGAAGAAUUCUUCGAAGAUUUUGAAGAAGACAUUUUUAUACUAAAUUUGAAUAACGACACAAGUCAGAUUAAAAGAAGAAUCAGCAUGUUUCUAGAAGAAGAGUCUUUGAAAGAGCAAGACCACAGUAUAUCCUCUGAACCCAGCUCAGACCAGCCCAAAAUCUCUUCUCUCCAAGAAUUUCCCCUCAACUCCGAAUCCGCCCAGCAAAGCCAAGCUUUGAUUACUCCUAAGAUCCCGAAGGCUAACUUCAGAAGAAGGAGGACACGAAGAAAGUGUAUAGCUAUGGAUGGGUUUGAGGGAUGAAUGGAAGUGAAGAAGGGUGAGGGAGGUCAGGAAUUUGGAGGGAAGCAAGGUAUUUUGAAGGUGGAGAAAGGUGAGGAAGAGGUGAAGGUGGGAGUUGGACAUUUUUUGGAGGAAUAUUUUGAGCCUAUAAUGGAGAUGCCAAGUUUUGAAGAAUGAGGAUCUUGUUCAGUAAUUUUGCCUCAUGGUCGUUUGUUGGGUUAUGAGGACGCUGUAAAUUAUGAGUUGAAAGAGCUUUCAAGUACUACAGAACUCAUAAACAGAAUUCCUUAUGAAUUCAUGAAGAACACAAGCAAAGCAUUGAAAUACAAACUUCAAACCCCAAAGAGAAAGGGUCAAUCUGCCUUAAAAAUCAGAACAUUUAACCUAGCAAUGGCUCUUAUCGUUUUGAAAAAGAGCCAUUAAGGAAAGAUAAU
Moneuplotes crassus is the source of this 822-nucleotide messenger RNA. The record is from the annotation of a GenBank genome assembly. NCBI's taxonomy places the organism in Eukaryota, Ciliophora, Spirotrichea, Euplotida, Euplotidae.